AUGUCUACCCCGAUGGAAGAAACCUUCUUCUCCUCCGACAUGGACAGCUACACCAUAAAUCACUACGCCGAACCAUCCUACAACAACGCCAACAUGAACAAUAACAACAACAGCUUGGACCCACGUCUCCUCUCCUCACCCCAAAACACCGCCAUCAUGAGCAACGAAAGCCCUCACGAACACUACCCUCAACCACACCUCCUCUCCCCUUCCUACAACUUCAACAUGCCUCCCCAGCAACAGCAAUUCUACGACCCUGCUUCCGAUCUAUCGCUGCAGAACUACGAACCUAUGCGCCAUCAAAUGCUGGGUCAUCGUAGAAGUGUUUCUGUACCACCUGAGGAUUUGAUGUUGGAGACUGUGCAACAAGCUGCACCUCUAGCUCCAGCUAUGGUAUUCCAUCGCGGCGGCACACCACUGGGAGACAGUAUGGGUGGUGGAAAAGCAGGCGGCGGCGAUGGAGUAGUAGGAGGAGGAGGAGGCAAGAAAUUCCUGAAGAAAGCUACGGCUGCGCAAAAGAGGCAGAUGCAGAGACAUGUGCCUUAUCCUUCUCCUGGGAUUGAUAGGAUGGGUGGGGUGAGGAGAGUGCAGUAUGCUUUGCAGAACCAAGGGCCGACGUCAGCGCCCCAGCAACAACAUCAUCAUCAACAACAACAACAGCAACAGAUGGCUUAUCUGAGAGAAGAAGACGUGGCUGGUGUGAUGCAAGAGUUUCAUAGCUCUACUCCGUCACCGCAAUUUGGAGGUUUCGACAAUGUCGUUAGUCCUAGACAUAGGAGUUCGCCUGCUCAGAUGUCGAUGGAGGUUACUGAUGUCGACGCUUUGACCUUUGGCAGUGGCUCAGAUGUCGAUACUGCUGUAUUAGGUAUGCUUGGUUUCACAGAACGCUUGAGCAAAGACUGUGAAGCCAUGAGAGAGUUUCUGGCCAGGGGUUUCAAGAGCAGUGAGGAGGAUGAAAUCGAACGUGUUCGUCAGGAAAAGCGCGCUCUCAAUCACAAAGCAUCCACUCUCGAAGACGGUCUUGAGAUGCUACCGCUUCCAGAUGGAAAGGACGAGGAAGAGAUAAACGUGCCCGUCACUGGGCAAGAAGUCAGGGAGCUAGGUGUCGAGAAAACGGAUGAGCUGUUGGACGUCUACGGUAUCCCGUUUACUGCGGAUACGUUCUUGCACGAGAAGAAGAUGGCAUACUUACGGUUCGUGGGUGUCAGUCGUGCGCUCAUGCAUCUUGUGCUGGAUUGA
This is a messenger RNA of Aureobasidium pullulans EXF-150, 1239 nucleotides long. RefSeq lists its product as uncharacterized. The transcript is spliced from 3 exons. Lineage: Eukaryota; Fungi; Ascomycota; Dothideomycetes; Dothideales; Saccotheciaceae. The record is from RefSeq and is a predicted model, not a curated record. The coding region runs from base 1 to 1239 and encodes 412 amino acids.